Messenger RNA from Magallana angulata, 1280 nucleotides. Its product is annotated as bifunctional 3'-5' exonuclease/ATP-dependent helicase WRN-like. The transcript is spliced from 2 exons. Gene Ontology annotation, biological process: double-strand break repair via homologous recombination. The record is from RefSeq and is a predicted model, not a curated record. Bases 156 to 1280 code for a protein of 374 amino acids. Gene Ontology annotation, molecular function: four-way junction helicase activity; ATP binding; 3'-5' DNA helicase activity. Gene Ontology annotation, cellular component: cytoplasm; chromosome; nucleus. NCBI's taxonomy places the organism in Eukaryota, Metazoa, Mollusca, Bivalvia, Ostreida, Ostreidae.
UUAUCGUCUAAAUUACAAGAAUCUUGUAAAAACUAAAGUAUUUUAUUUUAUUCUCUAACUUUGUUAAUUUUGAAAAGUAAAAAUAAGAAUGUAGAUUUGAUGAACAUUUUUUGCAUCUUAAACGUGGUAUAUAUUUAUUAAACCUCAAAAAAUUAAUGGACUAUUUUGUUUUGAUUCGGUAUUUACUUUCACUUUCACUUCUAAACAUGGAGGCAAAGUUAAAAGACAUAGUUGCUGCAUACGAUCCCGAUAUUAAGCUACGAAAAGAACAAGAACAGGCUCUAUUGUUUUUAAUGAAAGAAAAAGGUGAUUUGUUGGUAAACUUACCCGUGGGUUUUGGAAAAAGCCUAAUAUACCAUCUUUUACCGCAGGCCCUAGCAACCCACAGAAUAUCCCCCGUUGUGAUAGUAGUGUCCCCUUUAAAUAUUAUUCAUAAAGACCAGAUGGAAGACUUGAAAAAACAUGGCAUUUCUGCGUGUAGACUAAACAUCUGUUCGAAAGUUGAGGAGACUACGGAUGAUGAAGAUAUGGGAUCAUUUGAAUUGGACUCGACGGGGGUUGAUCUAGAUAAUGUUAUACAUGGCCGAUAUUCCGUAUUAUUGUGUCACCCAGAGGCCCUUCUUAACACUAAGAAAGGGUACUCUCUGUUAAUCGACCCUGCUUUUAAGAAAAACGUAGUUGGCGUUGUCAUAGAUGAAUGCCACAUAAUAGAAAAAUGGGGAGAUGAAUUCAGAACUGCAUUUAAGAGGUUAGGAACCCUCAAAGUCUUCUUCCCUGAUGUUCCUUUUGUUGCCCUUAGUGGUACUCUCACUAGAGAACAAAAGAUUACUAUUCCAAAACAUCUGUGUUUAGUGAAACAUGAAAUAAUAGAAACAACACCAGAUAGACCAAAUAUAUUUCUUGAGAAAAAGCAAAAACAGUCUGGUAUAGAUGUUCUUAGUCAGUACGAGCAGAUAAUAUAUCAAGUAUGUGAUGAGCUGUACAAGAAGCGAGAGUUGUAUCCUGUGACAUUACUUUUUAUUCCAAUAUUCUAUAUGAGUGAAGCACUGAGAUACCUAAAUAGCAUAUUUGGCAUUCAAAAUAUUUACAGUUCCAUAUACAGUGCCUUAUGUACUGGACAGGAUAAUGAAGUCAUUGAUGCAACAAUUAAUGAAUUAAAAAAAGAAAACCCGAGAAUUCGUUUGGUGCUAAACUGGAUAGGAAGUGGGUACACCAAAGACUUGGCUUCCAUCUUCUUAGAAUACUCAUGGGGCAAAUGCUCAGGAAUAAGUUUCUUGUAG